Amphimedon queenslandica is the source of this 2421-nucleotide messenger RNA. RefSeq lists its product as uncharacterized. The transcript has 2 exons. Bases 13 to 2352 code for a protein of 779 amino acids. Lineage: Eukaryota; Metazoa; Porifera; Demospongiae; Haplosclerida; Niphatidae. The record is from RefSeq and is a predicted model, not a curated record.
CCUUCUUCCAAAAUGCAUAUUCAAUCUUCUUGUUCCUUUUUGUUGAUUUUUCUCUUUACAGAAAAAAGUUUUUCUAAUGAAUCUCCUCCAGUUUGCUCAACAGAAAGUUGUCCCUCGUCCUCUCAUUCACCAGGUGAAAACUCUCAUUUAUUUUUCUCUUCAGCACACUCUUUAGCAUCAGUUAAACUCUGCCUCCUCCUCCAAUGUUCCUGCAACAACGAAACAGAAAUACCCUUCCAUGUAUUGCAAGACAUUGUAACAGAGACAGACAGAAACUUUACGUUGAAAGUAGUUUUCUAUGUUGACCAAGACAAUGCAGCAGUCGAUAAUCAAAUCAAAGAUAGGUGUGGUCAAUUGUGUGAGAAUGCCACACCCAAAAAAACAUCAAAUCUUGAAAGUCUCUUAUAUACGACACUUGAUUUGAUACGAUCAGAGAAAGAGUGGGUGGAGUUUUGGUCUACUAACGAGCUACACGUUAUAAGUAUAUCACCUCGUUAUGAUAGUAACCCUCGGCACUUUUCAAAAGAAAGAUACCAUCCACUUAUAACGUCAAUUUUAGAAGAGGCGUCUAUUAGGCAAACAUCUUUACACUUUCUUGUAGAACCUAAAGGUCAAAUGAAAUACUUAGGCGACCCAUUGCAAUCAGUGACAUACAAAGAUCAUACUCAUUUCAAUAAAGGUUUAACUCUAGCUAGUCUUAUCUCUUCCGGACAAGGAGAAAGCAUUCAAGCGCAUUUUCUAUCAGCUGGACUUUACUGUUCACUAGCUCGAUACAAUCCCAGAACAUUGUCCACCAUUAUUAACUCCAGCCCAUUCUUUUGGGGUACUCUACCAUUUAAUGUGCAAUAUCAAGAUAAGUGUGAAGGUAAUGAAUGCUUUUCUCAUUAUUGCUCACCAAUCCAUGGCUGCAUCAAGGAGAGUAGUAGUGAAAGAAACUCCGUUGAAAUGAACAAAGUCUCUCUAGCUGAAGUUGAGUUUGUAACUAGUCAUGCUGAUAUUAUCAACCAAUGGAGUAGCUCUACAUCGUCUCUCAGUAAAACAGAGACACUCUCUAUUCUAGAACCUUCUUCAUCAGCACCUUUUCCAUUAGACAGGGUUGUGACUGGUCGUCCAAAAAGAGUACAAUGGACGUCAUAUGAUGAUCUAGUGGAGAUCAAUGAGCCAAUUCUUAUUGAGUCUAGUGAUCUAUCAAAAUGGCCUGCUCUAUCCAGGUGGAAUAUGUCCUAUCUUUCUAAGAAGAUUAAAGAGACGUCUUUUGUGAAAUGUUCAGACGAUUAUUUGACCUUUGACCCUGACGCAAAGUCACCUUUAAAACUGAACCUCUCAUUACCAUAUAAAGUAAAGAACAUGAGCAGUGACCUUUUCUUUGAUUGUGUGGGCGGGAACAGCUGCAACGAUACUUUUAAAGGUCACUAUUACUUUGGUCCUGUACCAGAUAAUUUAAAAAGUGACGUUACACCACAGAGUUUCUUAUAUCGAUCUGAGGAGGACCUAUCAGCUGCUAAACAGUAUGUCUGGAUCUCAUCUCCUGGCAUGAUAACACACGGACAUUUUGAUCAGGACUAUAACCUUUUCACACAGAUACUUGGAACCAAAAGGUUCACGUUUUGGUCUCCGUCCCAACACGAGUCCCUUUACAUGUUUCCAAGGAUCCACCCGCUCUGGCACAAAUCAAGGAUUAAUUUUAGGGACCCAGAUGUAAAGAAAUUUCCUGCUUUUUCUCGCACGCAUGCCCUCCAGGUGACCGUAGGCCCAGGAGAUUUAUUGUUCAUACCUCCUUACACGUGGCAUUACGUUGAAACCCUCUCUCCCUCUGUCUCCCUCUCGACCUGGUCACAUGACUAUCACAUGUACUAUCACAUGAAUUCUGUGUAUGGCCAUGACCACAAGUUUGACCUUAUUGCGAGUCCAAAAGGUCAAAUGUACACACUAAGGCUUUACCUAGAUAUGUUGAUACAGAGUCUGUAUGGUUUUAACGAAACGACAACUUAUUUCGCAAGACUUCUGGCGAAUAGAUUUUCCGGUUUGGAGGAUCUGUUUCCGCCGGAAAAGGAAGACACGAGUAUCUGCGAGGGUAUCAAAGGUGAGAUCCCACUCUCCUAUCAUACCCACGGGUUUGUCAAACUGGAUGUACAAGUGAUAGGAGAGCAUUUUAAAGCUCUUCGUCCUGAGGUGAUGGAUAUUCUAUUUGGUAAUUAUGUCGAAGAGAUAGCAAGUCAAGUUGUUGGAGUCGAUAAAAUUUUGGCUUUCUUUCGCUAUUGCUUCCAAGGUCAGGCCUACACUGUGACCAGUCCGGACCAGGUGGAACACUCUUUGUGGGAUUAUCCUGAUUUGAAUGAAGGGAAGAACUAAUGUCUAUGCUUAUUUUUAUUAUUGUUAUUAUUGCCAUUUUCAUUGAAGAAAAUGUAUUAAAAAUGGAGA